Messenger RNA from Oncorhynchus nerka (sockeye salmon), 857 nucleotides. It is a transcript of the gene calm3a, whose product is annotated as calmodulin 3a (phosphorylase kinase, delta). The record is from RefSeq and is a predicted model, not a curated record. Bases 147 to 596 code for a protein of 149 amino acids. Lineage: Eukaryota; Metazoa; Chordata; Actinopteri; Salmoniformes; Salmonidae. Gene Ontology annotation, molecular function: enzyme regulator activity; calcium ion binding. The transcript is spliced from 6 exons.
AACUUCGCAGAGAAGAGACUAGCGAAUAACAUUUCAGGACUAAACAACGAUACAUACGUUGACAACAGGUAGUUUGCCAGCCACGAGGGGAACCUUGACUAUUUAGUACUUCAUAUUUUCCAAGUUUGAAGACCUAACAUAAUAAAAUGGCUGACCAACUGACUGAGGAGCAGAUUGCUGAGUUCAAGGAGGCGUUCUCACUGUUCGACAAGGACGGUGACGGCACCAUCACCACCAAGGAGCUGGGCACUGUCAUGCGCUCUCUGGGACAGAACCCUACUGAGGCAGAACUACAGGACAUGAUCAACGAGGUAGACGCUGAUGGUAAUGGAACGAUCGAUUUCCCAGAGUUCCUGACGAUGAUGGCAAGGAAGAUGAAGGACACAGACAGCGAGGAGGAGAUCAGAGAAGCCUUCAGAGUCUUUGAUAAGGAUGGGAACGGCUACAUCAGCGCGGCAGAGCUGCGGCACGUCAUGACCAACCUCGGGGAGAAGCUCACAGACGAGGAGGUGGACGAGAUGAUCCGCGAGGCCGACAUUGAUGGAGACGGACAGGUCAACUAUGAGGAGUUUGUGCAGAUGAUGACAGCCAAGUGAAGUGGACUGUGCUCUCACACAUUUCUCUCUCUCACAUUGCUUGUCCUCCUAAGAUCACUCUGUCUUUAAGAAAACAAACCAAUAAUCAAGCCAAAAUGUAAAACAAAAAAAUGAUUCAAUGUACAAAAUUCUUUAAUCAAAAAAAAUCCAAAUACUUCUACGGGAUCUGUUUUAAGAGCGACUGCAGAUGAAUCCCUAACAGAUGUUAAUGGACCAAGCUUUAACGAGGCGUGAGGCCGUUACUCCAGAGUAAGAUCCUUC